AUGAAUAAUGAUAAUAAUAAUCCAGAAUAAUAGCCUUUCGGAUUAUGGAAUAGAACUGCUAUUGAAAAAAAAACGACGCCUUUAGAUUAAGUAAAAACGAUGGCGAAUGAAAAAAUCCAAGAGAUAAUGAGCAAUGAAGUUGUAAUAAAAGUUGGAAAAGAAUUAGAGAACCUGAAGUAGGAACUGAAAGAGGGUUAUGAUAAAUUGGAUUAGAAGGCGUAGAGUGUUUUACAUGAAUAGAAAGCAAAAAUGAAUUUAUGGAUUAAAUAAAAAAUAGAAAUGGCAAUAAUCAGAGUGUUGGAGAAGACAAAACCCAUUCUUCUAGAAAGUAUUCUUGAUCCGUAUAUGUGUGAUUGUCUAUCCAAACUCAUUGAAGAUGUAUUCGAAGAGGUGUGGCCAGAUAUCAAAGAAGAAAUUUUAUUACAAAUAAGAGUGAAAUAUGCAGAUCCUUAUGAGUUAGUGGAAUUUCCAAAACCGAAGUUAUGUUGUAUUUAAUACCCUUGGUUUUGGUUCAAGGUAUGGUAUUUAUAUGUUACACAACCUUUUGAUAAAUCAAUUUUUGAGCAAUUACAUUGGUAUUCUUGGUGGCUGAUCUUCAUAGUUCAAUUAAUACCCUUUUAUGGAAUACAAGCAUUUAUUUAUGUUUUUGUAUUUUUGUUCAUUGACAAAGAGGAUGAAUAUUAAUUGAUUCGAUUCAUAUUAGCCUUUAAAAGCAUGUAAUUUAUAUCUAUCGGAUUGAUAGGAACUAUGGUAGGAUAUUUCACAUUCUAUUCAUGUGCUGUAGUUUCAUCUGUAGAUAAAAGUUAUAAAGAUUGCAAAGAUGAUGGUCCUGCAAUAUUUUUAAGUUUUUGGUCUGAUAUUGCAGGUUUUUUACUUCAAUUGCUGUUGGUUUGGUUAGCAAUUAUAUUGUUGAAAUGUUCAAAAAUUAAGGGUCAGGUAAGAUUUAAGCAUGUGUAAGAAUCUUAAUAAUAAGUCAAUAAUAAGAAACUCUCAAAGCAAUCAUGUUGUUUAUGUUGUUCAUUUAAUAAUAGAGGAGGAAGAUUAUAUUGCUUUAUGCUUUACGAUUUAAUUUGUUUUUUUGGGUGUGUGGCCUUGUUUUUAGGUUUGUCUGUCUCCGAUGGAGAGAGAAAGCUUUGGCAAUAUAGGUCAACCAUGUAUUUGGCCAAAACCGUAUAUGGAUUAUUGAGUUUUCCUUUUUUGGUGUUUCGUAUUCCAGGACUAACUUGGUUGAUAACUCGUUCUCAUGGAACAGGGUAUGAUUGCAAUGGUAAUUGUGUACCUUUGGUGUCAAAUCUACAAUAGUAUCACCUAAGAAAAAAGUAAUAAAAACAACCAUAUGAUCCAAAAUAUGCAGUUUAAAAUGACGACUUUGAUGUGAUGGAAGGAGUGGAAUUAAUGGAUGAAUUGGUAAAUUGA
Messenger RNA from Paramecium tetraurelia, 1416 nucleotides. RefSeq lists its product as uncharacterized. Lineage: Eukaryota; Ciliophora; Oligohymenophorea; Peniculida; Parameciidae. The transcript has 5 exons. The record is from RefSeq and is a predicted model, not a curated record.